Molecule: messenger RNA, 2407 nt
Organism: Pimephales promelas (fathead minnow)
Lineage: Eukaryota; Metazoa; Chordata; Actinopteri; Cypriniformes; Leuciscidae
Gene: cdc25d
Product: cell division cycle 25 homolog d
Biological process (GO): protein dephosphorylation; positive regulation of G2/MI transition of meiotic cell cycle; G2/M transition of mitotic cell cycle
Cellular component (GO): nucleus; cytoplasm
Molecular function (GO): protein tyrosine phosphatase activity
Source: RefSeq, a predicted model, not a curated record
UUCCGGAUAGAGGCGGGGACGCUGCGUCAUCGCAAUGGCUACUGGCCAAUCAGCGCUCGAGACCUCUCUUGUUUUUCCAUAUGCGUACUGUGAUUGGUUAGAAUGGCACCACCCACAUCAAGCAUGUGACAGAGCACAACAUAACUCGAGUUAGCAUUAGAAUUUUAAACGUUGAAGAGAUAUGAAUAUGAUAAGUAGGUGUGGAUAUGUACGCAUAGAUUGUGUACAUAUGGGAAUGUUAUUGUGUUCUAUUUUUCUAUUUUUAUUGUAUGUUAUGUUAUGGUGUCUUUGUGUGUGCAUGGUGUAAAAGCCAAAUACAAAUUUCCACUUGAGGACAAUAAAGGAACUAACUAAAGUUAAUUAUAACAGCAGAAAAAUGUGUUUGUGUUUUUAAAUGUGUUUAACAAUGUUUUACAUGUUUAAUUAUAACCACAGAAACAUGAAAAAAAAAAAAAUGGAAAUACGAAUAUAAACAAUGGACAAGUUUAAGCCAGCCUGCACUGAUGCUGCAUUGACUUAUGUUGCUAACGAACAUCUGAAUGUGUUUGCGGGAAGACAAAUCUUAUUUUAAACCAGAUACUUCUUUAAAAAGUAUUUUUGACCUAUAGACUAUAGUAUUUGUAAACAUAUAAUCACUCUUAUUGCGUGCUAAACCCAGAUUAUUAUUAUUAUUUUAUGGAGCGCAAUAGAAUGAGCUGAACACAGAGGCUGCGCUCUUAAUGGAAGUGGAUGGGGACUACUGUUAAAUAGUCUCUUGUUUUGAUAGUCCGUCAAUUCAGCACAAUAUGUUUGUGUUCCAUGAAAGAAGAUGUCUUACGGGACUGAAAUAUCUUGUGUACGUGAGUAGAUGACGGGAUUUUCAUUUUUGGGGUGAACUGUUCCUUUAAGAACGGUCUUCCGUUCCACUAUUGAAAUAUCGGUAAAUUACCACGGACACGUACAGCUUUCUUUGGCAAUCAUCUACAUGACUCUCUUUAGGGAAGUGUUCGCUGUGUGUUGCUGUGCUGGAGGAUGAUGAUGACAGAGCGGCAUCACGCGCGGGGUCGCGACGCGACCUGGACAACGCGACGCGCGUCAUAUGAGCUUGUUGUAGCAACACGGGUUUCCACGGGGAGGAGAGAGGAGGAGACAUGAUGAGGCUUUUACUUCAUGAUGCACAGUUGACAUUUCAUUCCGCAACUCUGAUCAGAUCGAUGGAGUCAGGGCCGACAGCUGAGGACUGUUCCCCGGUCAGCGAGCUCUCCUUCGGCCUGCAAAACCUCCAGUGUCAGGACGGUCUGAGUCCAAAGAGCUCGGCCCCCUGGAGAAAGCUUUUGACGCCUGAAUGCACCAGUCCGCCGCGCUACACACUCUCCAGGGACAGAGAGACGCCGACAGUCUCUGCAGCGAGAAGACGACGAGCAAGAAGCCUGUCACCCGAGUCCUCUUCAAACACGGCCAUGUGUCAGUGGAGGGACCGUCCCGAUUCUCCUGCCCAUAAAGAGACUGAGCGAGCCUUUAAGCGUCUGCGAGUGCGUCUGUCCAGCAGAUUCUGCUCCGGUGAAGAGAGACGGAGGCAGUGCCGCAGUGACCCAGAAGAGGACGCUAGUGUCCCGCCACAGACGCACGCGCUCCACCCAACGGCCGUUGAGAGGUUCAGUCAGCUGAGGACACGACGGGACGCCCCGCCCAAACACGUCACUCAGGAUGACGUCGCUGACCUCACACUCAUUGGGGACUUCAGUAAGCAACACCUGCUUCCUGUUGAGAGAGCCGGCCAUCGGGAGCUUCACUGUGUCAGCGCACAAACCGUGGCGUCUCUGAUCAGAGGUCAGUUUGGUCCUGCAGUGGAGGACUUCCUCAUCGUCGACUGUCGUUACCCCUACGAGUACCAAGGAGGACACAUUAAGGGCGCUGUGAACCUGUACACGGAGUCUCAGAUCCAGCAGGCGGUUCAUCAGGAUCAUCCGUCCGACUCAUUCCCAGAGAACCAGGGGUCAUCAUCGCCACGGAAACUCAUAGUGUUUCACUGCGAGUUCUCAUCAGAACGAGGACCACAUCUGUGUCAGUAUCUGAGGAGGCUGGACAGGUGUGUUAAUGCCCAGGUGUAUCCGAACCUGCUCUAUCCUGAGCUCUACCUGCUGCUGGGGGGUUACAAACACUUCCACGCCUCCUAUCCGGAUCUGUGUGAGCCCUGCGGUUACGUGCCGAUGCGUCAGCGCGAGUACCGGGAGCAGCUUCACGGAUUCCGCAGGAGAAGACCUACACGGCAGCGAAGACGACGGCCAAACAGAAUACAUCAAAGAACGACACGCUAAAUGUUAUAUUAUAUAUUUAUUUGUAUGAUCUUUCAUGUACAUCUGUCAAGUCAACUAUACUGUAGGCCACUUAAUAAAGUAUUUCAAACACUCACUGACUGCGGUUUAUU